Spinacia oleracea (spinach) is the source of this 1815-nucleotide messenger RNA. Its product is annotated as beta-ketoacyl-[acyl-carrier-protein] synthase III, chloroplastic-like. The record is from RefSeq and is a predicted model, not a curated record. NCBI's taxonomy places the organism in Eukaryota, Viridiplantae, Streptophyta, Magnoliopsida, Caryophyllales, Amaranthaceae. Gene Ontology annotation, biological process: fatty acid biosynthetic process. Gene Ontology annotation, cellular component: chloroplast. Gene Ontology annotation, molecular function: 3-oxoacyl-[acyl-carrier-protein] synthase activity. The transcript is spliced from 8 exons. The coding region runs from base 224 to 1429 and encodes 401 amino acids.
ACUUACCAAUUUUGCAUCACUCCACCAAAACUCUUCCCUUUUUGACUUUUUUCGGAGUCUCCUAAGAAUUGAAUUCCCGGAGUGUAGUUCACCUACUGAAUCCCUUCUGCCUUGUGCGUCAAUGGGCUCAAAAUACUCCCAAAUGAUCAUCUUUCACAUUCUUCUUCUCAGCUAAAGAUCUCUCCUGUUCAACCUGUUCUUGAAAUUCCUCUUCUUUGGAACAAUGGCGAUUUCAUAUGGGUUCUUCUCGCCUUCUGUGCCUUUUACUCUCAACAACAGAAUUUCUCCAUUUUUAGGGUUAAGCGAGUCUGGGUUUUGUUCCUAUUUGAGUGUCACCAAAAGGGCUUCUUGCUCUUCCAUUGAAGCUGAUGCUGCUGAUGUUUCUCCUCGUGUAUCAAGAGUUUCUGGGAUAGUAAAUAGAGGUUGCAAGCUAGUUGGUUGUGGUUCUGCUGUACCCAAGCUGCAAAUCUCCAAUGAUGACCUUUCUAAAAUUGUUGAAACUUCGGAUGAAUGGAUAUCUACUCGAACUGGGAUUCGCAAUCGGCGUAUCCUUUCAGGUGAGGAGAGCUUGGUAGGCUUAGCUGCCGAAGCAGCAAGGAAAGCUCUUCAGAUGGCCAACGUUGACCCUGAUGAUGUUGACCUUAUCUUGAUGUGCACUUCUACACCAGAAGACCUCUUUGGCAGUGCUCCUCAGGUACAAAGAGCAUUGGGGUGCAGCCGAAGUCCUUUGUCUUAUGAUAUUACUGCAGCUUGCAGUGGAUUUAUGCUGGGUUUGGUGUCAGCUGCUUGUCACGUAAGGGGUGGUGGAUUUCAGAAUGUGCUAGUUAUAGGGGCAGAUGCUCUUUCUCGUUUUGUUGACUGGACUGAUAGAGGGACCUGCAUACUCUUUGGUGAUGCUGCUGCUGCUGUAGUUGUCCAGGCUUGUGACAGUGAAGAAGAUGGCGUGUUUUCUUUUGACCUGCAUAGUGAUGGCGAGGGCGCAAGACAUUUAAGUGCAUCCCUAAGACAUGAUGAAACCGAUGCAGCAAUAGGUAGCAAUGAUGCUGUGACAGGUUUUCCCCCAAGGCGCCCAUCUUAUGCACAUAUUAAUAUGAAUGGGAAAGAGGUCUUUCGCUUUGCUGUUAGAUCUGUUCCUCAGUCAAUUGAGGCUGCACUUAAAAAGGCUGGUCUAAAUGGUUCGAACAUCGAUUGGUUACUAUUGCAUCAGGCAAACCAGAGGAUCAUUGAUGCCGUUGCAACACGUUUGGAAAUUCCUUCAGAACGUGUCUUGUCUAAUUUAGCAAAUUAUGGUAACACCAGUGCCGCAUCCAUCCCCUUGGCAUUGGAUGAAGCUAUUCAGAGUGGAAAAGUUAAGCCAGGACAUAUCAUUGCAACAUCUGGAUUUGGUGCUGGUUUAACAUGGGGUUCUUCCAUUAUUAGAUGGGGAUAAACAAAGAAAAGAAUUUGCGACAUGAUUUAUUUAAUUCAAAUCAGGUGAAUUUAUUCUGCAGAGCUAGGAUUUUUUUUCAGGUGAGUGAUUCAAACAGGUUUCUCUAGGUUGCUCGUCCCAUCACUUAGACCGUCUAUGUUAGAUUUGAUAAGUAGUUUCAUCUUCAUUGAAACACAGAACAAGUUAUUGCCAUUGCCGAUUUUACAGAUACAUGGCAAAAUGUUAUGAAUACUUAGAAUUUUAGAAAGGGAGAAAACUCUUUUUUUACUGAAAACUCUGCCUCAUAUUAACACUAUCCUUCUUUUUGUAUAUCAAAGAACAUACUAAUAUUCAUCAAGAACUUUGGUUUGGUUCUAAAUAAUAGGCCUCAUUUGGCUUCUUUGUUA